AUGCCACGUAGAGAUCUGGGCGACGACAAUGAUGAGCGAUCCCCGCUCAUUCGCGCUGUGAACAUUCAGCAUAGCGAAGUCCCACAAGCACCACUUGCCGAAACAUCAACCUCAGAGGAAGACUCAAGCCCAAAUGAACGCCUCCUCUCCGGUGACAGACCGCCCUCGGAGACGAUUGGUCUCGAAGACUCGGUUGUUGUCAGCAAAAGCACCUGGUAUUUGAUUCUGUUGACUGCCAGCAUCGGAGGACUCCAGAUUGUCUGGUCUGUCGAAUUUUCCAAUGGAUCGCCUUACCUAUUGUCUCUUGGCAUGAGCAAGGCUCUCCUUGCUGGGGUCUGGCUUGCUGGUCCUCUCACGGGAGCCCUUGUGCAACCGUACAUUGGGAUUCUCAGUGAUAGAUGUCGAGUGUCUUGGGGCAAACGCAAGCCUUUCAUGAUUGCCGGUACCCUCGGAGUUAUUGUGGCAUCCAUGAUACUUGCAUAUGCGCGGGAUAUUGUCCGCCUGGUUGGAAGACUCGACGCAGAUGCACCAUAUACCGGAGGGUACAUGACGGCGACAAUAAUCCUGGCUACUGUCAUGAUGUGGUGUCUCGAUUUUUCCAUUAACACAGUUCAAGCAGCUAUUCGCGCCUUUAUCGUUGAUGGUGCACCCUCCCAUCAGCAAGAGUCAGCGAAUGCCUGGGCCUCACGUAUGACUGGGGUCGGAAACGUAUUAGGAUAUGUCUCUGGAUAUCUCAAUUUGCCAAAAUACUUCCACUUCUUCGGAAACACCCAGUUCAAGGUCUUGGUUGUUAUUGCAUCGAUCGCAUUGAGUUCGACAGUCUUGCUUAGUAUCCUCACCAUCAAGGAACGGAAUCCUCGGCUCGACCCUCCAUCCAAAGCGCGUGACGAGUCUACGGGGUUCGCAGCCUUUUUCAGACAAGUCUUCGUCUCGAUCAAACGUCUCCCACCUCAAAUACGCAAAGUCUGUGAAGUUCAGUUCUUUCAUUGGAUCGGCUGGUUCCCCUUCCUGUUCUAUAUUACCACAUACAUUGGCCAGCUCUACGUAAAUCCGUACCUGGAGCCAGGACUCUCCGAUGCUGAGGUUGAGAAGCUAUGGGCGAAAGCUACGCGAGUAGGCACCUUUGCUCUUCUCAUAUACGCCAUAACUGCAUUUUCAUCGAACAUUGUGCUACCAUUUCUGGUGGUUCCAGCUUACAAACCCAAGGAGCCCGCGGACGAAGAAGAUGACAUCUUCACGCAGCCUGUCCUCACCCCGACUUCACCCAUCGGCACGAGGUCAUCGGAAUUUCCCUGGUUUGAAGCCCAUCAUCACCGGGCUCAUAGUGAAGCUGUGGCAUCGGAGCCUCCAAAUGGCGCGAGGCAUGACGAAGAUCAUUUCUUCGAACCGCCUCAACGAUCACAGAGUGACCUCGACGUCAACCGUUACGUUUUCAGGAACACUCAAUUGUCCGAUUCAACAGCAAAGGGUCCUAGUCGGUUUAGGCGAUGGCUGACCAAAUUACAAAUUCCCGGACUGACUCUUCGACGAACGUGGCUAUUUUCACAACUGUUGUUUUCGGUUUGCAUGUUCAGUACUUUCUUCAUUUCUACACCGCUAGCGGCGACCGUCAUGACAGCUUUCGUGGGUGUCUCGUGGUCCUUGACGCUUUGGGCUCCUUUUGCCUUGAUCUCUGCGGAAAUUUCCAAGCGGGACGAGGUGAGACGAAAGCGCUACCGGCAACGGUUAAUGGACGGCGAACACGACAUCACCGAUAGUAAACUGGAAGAAGAGGAAGAUCAAGCCGGGAUCAUUCUUGGCCUCCACAAUGUUGCUAUCAGUGCUCCACAGAUUGUAGCCACACUUAUCAGCAGUGCCAUCUUCAAGCUCUUGCAGAAGCCUAGAAAUGUCCCCGGGGAUGUGAGCGUCGGGUGGACCUUGAGGAUUGGUGGAGCGGCCACCCUGGUCGCCGCAUUCAUCACUUGGAGGAUGCAAGAGCCCGCAGAUGAAACCGAGGAUAAUCUUUAG
Exophiala spinifera is the source of this 2007-nucleotide messenger RNA. RefSeq lists its product as uncharacterized. Lineage: Eukaryota; Fungi; Ascomycota; Eurotiomycetes; Chaetothyriales; Herpotrichiellaceae. The record is from RefSeq and is a predicted model, not a curated record. Gene Ontology annotation, molecular function: sucrose:proton symporter activity. Gene Ontology annotation, cellular component: membrane. Bases 1 to 2007 code for a protein of 668 amino acids. The transcript has 2 exons.